Messenger RNA from Aureobasidium melanogenum CBS 110374, 1632 nucleotides. RefSeq names its product CwfJ domain protein. Gene Ontology annotation, molecular function: RNA lariat debranching enzyme activator activity. The transcript is spliced from 2 exons. Bases 1 to 1632 code for a protein of 543 amino acids. The record is from RefSeq and is a predicted model, not a curated record. Gene Ontology annotation, biological process: mRNA splicing, via spliceosome. Gene Ontology annotation, cellular component: post-mRNA release spliceosomal complex. Lineage: Eukaryota; Fungi; Ascomycota; Dothideomycetes; Dothideales; Saccotheciaceae.
AUGGUAUCCAAGAUUGCAGUUAUCGGCGCAGUCAAUGGCCAAUUAUCUGCUGUCUUUGGCAAAUUAUCAGCAUUACACGCUAAAAAUGCCUUUGCAUUUGCUAUUAUUACUGGAGACCUGUUUGCAGAUCCAGUAAAUCCUACCGCAGAGGAAGCUACUCAGCUCAAGGAUCUUCUCGAAGGCAGAAUUGAAAUAGCUCUUCCAGUUUACUUUGCUCUCGGCAAACGUGAGCUGCCUCGUGAGGUUCAAGAAAAACUAAGCGCUAAUGCUGGCGAGUUGUGCUCCAAUCUUUACUUCCUUGGCCGCAGAACUACUGUCAAGACAUCUGAAGGUGUCAAGAUUGUCGCCCUGGGCGGUGCUCACAUGGACGCCGCUUCAGAUAAAUCCUUGAUCACCGAAUUCAGCCCCAGUCACACAUCAGAGGAUGUGAAGGUACUGAGGGGCGCUAACACUGCCGACAUCUUGGUGACAAGUGAGUGGCCUGCGGAGAUUCGUACUGGCUCUAAUGCACCUUACACUGGCGAAGAAGCUAUCUCGCAACAGGGCGUCGCAGACCUCUGUACCGUGCUGAAACCUCGUUACCAUUUCUCCUCCUCGGAAGGCUUCCUCGAACGCGAGCCUUUCUUCCAUGCUCAAGGCGAAGAUGACAGCGGCUAUCAAACUACUCGAUUCAUCAGUCUGGCACCUUAUGGAAAUGCGGCUAAACAAAAGUGGAUCUACGCAUUCACCCUGGAUACCUCAGUAGCACCUACUGCGACAGUGCCGUCAGGAGUUACAGCGUCUCCGUUGUCAUUUACGAAGAAGCGUAAGGCUGUUGAAUCUCAAGCGCAGUCAUUCUCGCGCUUCUCUGGUGGCAGCGGCGAUGGUGGCGGUCGACAGAGAGGUCGUAACAAGCGCGCUCGACCAAACCCGAACCCAUCAGAAUGUUUCUUCUGUUUAUCAAACCCCAACAUUGCAACACAUCUAAUCUCCUCGAUCGGCGACAGCGCGUAUUUGACAACAGCGAAGGGACCACUUCCGACUCCCAAGACUUUCCCUGCGCUCGGCUUCCCAGGCCACAUGCUAAUUAUUCCGCUCGAACAUUCGCCCACUCUUGCGUCGAUACAAGAUCAAGAUUCUAAGAAGGCCACUAUCGCUGAGAUGCAUCGCUAUCGACUUGCCUUGCAAAGCAUGCUCACGAAGAGGUCCGAAGAUGCUGCUGAAGCAGACAAGCUGGGCGCGGUCACCUGGGAGAUCAGCCGUCUGGGAGGUAUUCACAUUCACUGGCAAUUCAUGCCGGUGCCACAGGAUAUCAUCAAGAAGGGAUUGGUAGAGGCAGGAUUCAAGGUCGAAGCGGAAAAUCAGAGCUAUCCAGCUUUCGAGUCAUCGAGUGUUUCCACCGAUGUAGCAGCCGAGGGCGAUUGUUUCAAGGCUACUAUAUGGGAUGGAGCAGAGGAGAAAACUAUGGUUCUUCCUCUGGAUUCAUCGUUCAGGUUCGAUCUACAGUUCGGACGAAGAGUCCUCGCUAAGUUGCUCGGUCUAGAGAGCCGGUCGCAUUGGCAAGACUGUGACCAGAGCGAGGUAGAGGAGAACACAGAUGUUGAGGCUUUCAAAGCUGCAUUCGCUCCAUUCGACUUCUCGCUCGAAGCGUAA